Molecule: messenger RNA, 1781 nt
Organism: Fusarium verticillioides 7600
Lineage: Eukaryota; Fungi; Ascomycota; Sordariomycetes; Hypocreales; Nectriaceae
Product: AP-2 complex subunit sigma
Exons: 2
Coding region: 155-586 (143 amino acids)
Biological process (GO): clathrin-dependent endocytosis; protein transport
Cellular component (GO): intracellular membrane-bounded organelle; AP-2 adaptor complex
Molecular function (GO): clathrin-cargo adaptor activity
Source: RefSeq, a predicted model, not a curated record
CACUCAACCAAUCAGCACCAACCCUUGUGUUCCGUGACAGCCUCCUAACAACGUCGGCUUAUCCAUGCCACCAUUGAUCUCUAGAAUCUACCCCAGCUCUCUUCUCUCAACCGGCUUCCUCUUGUCUUGAGCUUCAGCCUUACCAGAAUUCAAGAUGCUCUCUUUUAUCCUCAUCCAGAACCGACAGGGCAAGACUCGUCUCGCGAAAUGGUACGCCCCUUUUAGCGACGAGCAAAAGAUCAAGCUCAAAGGCGAAGUCCAUCGCCUCGUCGCACCCCGCGAUCAAAAAUACCAAUCCAACUUUGUCGAGUUCCGCAACAACAAGAUCGUUUACCGCCGCUACGCCGGUCUUUUCUUCUGCGCCUGCGUCGAUACAAACGAUAACGAGCUCGCCUACCUAGAGGCUAUUCACUUCUUCGUCGAGGUCCUCGAUGCCUUUUUCGGAAACGUCUGCGAACUUGAUCUUGUUUUCAACUUCUACAAGGUCUAUGCGAUUCUUGACGAGGUGUUUUUGGCGGGCGAGAUUGAGGAGACGAGUAAACAGGUUGUGCUUACACGGUUGGAGCAUCUCGACAAGUUAGAAUAAGGCCGACGCUUGGUCGAGGUCUGUAAGGCCGUGGGAAUAGGUGGGGUAUUUUGAAAUACUGCUUCAUCUGGCCGAAAUUGUCAUUUGCAUAUCAUACGGGCAGGCAGGAGUUGAGGCGUUUCGUGGAGGCAUCCACAAUAUCGAGAAUAUACCAUUAUCGCUGCUUUGUCCUUUUUAUCCCAAACUCCCGCUAGAAGAGGCUUGACUUGGAUAUACAAACGACCCUUGUUCGACUCAUAUCGUCAGGUCGAUGGGGAACGAGAUCGUGCCGGAUCCUUUCAAACCCAACCUGGGGCUAUUACCACCAGCAGCGUCGAGCCUCGCCUUUUUCUUCGCUGGUGCGUCCCCAUGUUCUUCCUUCAUGUCCGACGGCCUAGUCUCUUCGGCUUCUGUAUUUUUAUCUCCAGCAGUCUCUAUGCUCGAGAAUGGGAUAUCUUUCGUCGGCCAGUUCUCCAGAGCAGAUUUGGUUUUUGCAUUAUUGUACUCAUCAAGCUUUCUGAUUUGACCGCGAGUCUUGGUCUUCAAUUCUUAGCAGAGGAACCCCCAAUCAGCUUAUCCACUUACAUUGUGAUCGCGCUGUCGAUGCACGGCUCCAACCAAGUUAGAGGGUGGUUUGGACCAUGGUUUCCUAUACCUGUUAGCACGAUAUCCAUACCCAUGCCAGCUGAGCAUCAUACUUGAGUUUCAGGAACUGAUGCUCUAUUUCAUGACGUAAAGAAUUUCGCUUCUCCCUCCACUGUUUUCUUUCCUCGUCCAAUUCAGUAUCCUCGUCAUUGCUUUUAGCCCACAAGGUGAUGGCAUACUCAAGCGAUACCCCCCAAGAGUCCACAUAGGAAACCCAUUGCUCGACGACCUUGCUUUGGAGACGCUUUUUUAUCGUAAAAUCUUGGUGAAGAAGCCAUCUCAUGUAAAUUCUCCCCAUGCUCUUAACUGCGAAGUUGUGAGGUGUCGCGUCAAAGCUUCGUUAGAGCAUGUUCUGUUCCAGUUGAGCCAGUCGUGAUACAUCUCGCAGGUUACGAAAAUUGAGGGUGUAGCGGAGAGUGUGACGAAGGUUUUGUCUUGAUGCCAUUGUCUUCGUAUACCGUGGAGGUCACUGAAGAGAAAGUUGUACUUGGAAAGACUGAGUGAUUGGUGAAUACAGCUAGGUAUUCCUAUACCUGUAUUAGUAGAUUGAUAGAGUCGAACAAAUAAGCAC